This is a messenger RNA of Ornithodoros turicata, 1740 nucleotides long. RefSeq lists its product as uncharacterized. Bases 125 to 1705 code for a protein of 526 amino acids. The transcript has 2 exons. The record is from RefSeq and is a predicted model, not a curated record. NCBI's taxonomy places the organism in Eukaryota, Metazoa, Arthropoda, Arachnida, Ixodida, Argasidae.
CGACCAUUGUGAACCUCGCGCGCCAGAUAUCAUUCGCAUAUCGGGAAUCACGUGACGACGAACGUCGGUUGAAGAAACAGCCCAAGAAGACGGCCUUUUUGUUUUCAGGGCACCAGGGAGCAGCAUGUCAGCCGGCAAGGUGCUCGCUCUCAUAGUCGUCGUUGUAAGCUUUGCGGUAGUCGCUGUCGCCGUCUCCUGGUGUUGCUGGUGUAUUCGCUCGCGCUUCUCCGACAAGAACAUCCAGCCGGUCAAGUCUGCGGCCACCGUCGCUGACACACUGGAUUCCUCCAGGGCAAAGAGUUCCGCGGGAUCCUUACCCGUGCCUGCAUCCUGUCCAUCUGACACAGCACCUGCAGCCAUACCAUCGCAGACCUCCGUCACAGCGAAACGCAAGUUGAGCAUCAGGCUUCCAGACUCUUCGCCUGUCGUCUGCAAAGACGCCAAGGACACUAAGAAGACACUUACAGAAGCAAUUUCGCAGAUAUCUUUGGAGCCCCUUGUAGCAGAGAACCUGUACCAGAGGAAGAGUUCCAAGCUCGACUUGUUCUCCCGUGAAAAUUCGCUACUGUCCACAGACGGAGACACACUGCCACUUUCGCUGCCACUUUCGACCAAGACCAAGAUGCCUACGGCAACCGCGACGAAGCAGCGAACUCUAGAAGAAGGCUUGACCAUGGCCAAGUUGAGUGAACGGAAGCAAUCUAAAUAUGAUUUAUUUUCUAGAGAGAACAGUCUCAUGGACUCGGAACUGUCUCAAGGAGCGGACGAUCAGGCCGUCAAUCAGGCUAGGCUUGAAGAAGAGCUUUUGGCCGACUUAAGAAGAGAAGGCCAGACUGUGAAGGCCCCGCGGAAAUUGAGCAUUGGAAAGAAGGAGCUGCUAAAACAAUUGGGGGAACACUCCGCAAUGGUGGCCAACACAGCAGGCAGCCCAAAACCAAUUGCAUCACCCGUAACGGUAGCUGGAGCCGACCAGUCACCAGUGGUGGCAGCGUCUGUUGAGAAACACUCGUCAACUCCUCCGUCCACAAAAUCGGCCAAAUCGAAAGCCUCGAAAACAUCAAAGAAGUCGCACAAACAUAAAAAGAAGCACGCUAAAUCACCUGAUGGCGCGGAAGCAGAAAAUCCUCAAGAAUCGGCAACUAAAGUGGAGUCUUCUAGUCCCGCAUCAUCUGACGCCGUGAAAGGAGAAGCAAUCCAAGAACUAGUCACUAAUGCGCUGUCUACUAGUCCUGCAUCAUCUGACGCCGUGAAAGGAGAAGCAAUAAAAGAACUAGCCACUAAUGCGCUGUCUGCUAGUCCUGCAUCAUCUGACGCCGUGAAAGGAGAAGCAGUCAAAGAACUAGCUACUAAAGCGCUGUCUGCUAGUCCUGCAUCAUCUGACGCCGUGAAAGUGGAAGCAGUCAAAGAACUAGCUACUAAAGCGCUGUCUGCUAGUCCUGCAAUAAGAACUAAGUCAAGUGAUGCAACGCAUGAAGAAGCAGUCAAAGAACUUUCCGUGAAAACACGAUGUGUUAUUUCUACAGCAACGUCUAUCGAAACUCCACCAAAAACGAUGACUGACAAGGCCGAUGCAGAGGUGUCCCCCAGAAGUCGAGACAAAACGGAGUUAUUACUACCAGACAAGAAAUCCGCGGAGAAGGACUUAGCUGCUUCAGCUCCAUUGCUCAUAAGUCCAUCUACCUCACAGGGGUCUUUACCGAAAUAACGACUGUGUUGUCUUCAAUAAACAUGUUAUAUGUU